Paramecium tetraurelia is the source of this 1173-nucleotide messenger RNA. RefSeq lists its product as uncharacterized. The record is from RefSeq and is a predicted model, not a curated record. Lineage: Eukaryota; Ciliophora; Oligohymenophorea; Peniculida; Parameciidae. The transcript is spliced from 4 exons.
AUGAUCCCAUAAAAAUUAUUAUAAAAGUCAAGUUAGGAAAAAAUCAUUAGAGAUAAUUAAAUUAUAAUUUGUCGAAUUAGAUAGAUGGGUAACUCAUAAUAAUCACCUAAAUACAUAAAUAAAAACAACCAUCUAAUAAAUAUCUUGCCACAAAAACAACUAAUUGAGGACACGCUUGACGAAAGCUCGAUUUUUAAUAUUGCAGACAUAAGGUCUCCGUACACGGAAGAACUUAAUUCUACUGCGAGAGGGGAUAUCAGGAAGGUUUCUGACAUGAUAGAAAUGGAUCAAGGAAAAACAAGAAGUAAGAUAAUUCAAACUAAAAAAGGAAUGAACGUCACUUUAUAUGAAAGUGAAUUGCCUUCGACCUGUGAACUCUUGAAUUACAUCCCUUUGAUCAAACGAGAGAAGACUAGAGAGUUAUUGAACUCUUAUGAAUCUCCUUCUGGCCACAAGGCUUAAGCAUUGGGCAGUUAACCUAUUGUCCAAUUUCUUAAGUGCAAUGAAAGACUUACUUAUCAGGGCCAAUGGUUGAGAUAACAGAGAGAUGGAUUUGGACUGUGUUUUUACUAAAAUGGUUCAAUCUACGUGGGCACUUGGGUCAAUGAUUUAAGGGAUGGUCAUGGAAGAAUGAUUUUGGAUAAUAAUGAUAAUUACACUGGAUUUUGGAAAUAAGGAAAGUAUCAUGGAUUUGGAACUUUAAUUAGUUCUGAUAAUUUUUAUGAAGGCCAUUGGGAAGAUGGAGAAAAAAAUGGUUAAGGAUUGGAGAUCAAGGCAAAUAAAUCAAAAUAUGAAGGAACGUUUAAAAAAGGAAAGAAGCACGGAUCUGGAACAAUCAAAUAUAUUGAUAAUUAAAUAUACAAAGGAGAAUUCGUAGAUGGACAAUAUGAAGGAUAAGGAGAAUACCAUUGGAAUGAUGGCAGUCAUUACAUUGGAGAAUGGAAAUGUAACAAGAUGCAUGGAAUUGGAGUGUUUACUAAUAAAGCUAAUGAUGUUUAUAAAGGAUCAUUUUCUGAAGAUAAGAAGAACGGAAUAGGGAUGUUCAAGUGGAGUAACGGCACCAUCUUAAAGGGAAUCUGGGUUAAUGGAUCAUUGGAUGGCUAGGCAACCAUAACUAAGCCAACUGGAGAAUCCAUUAUUUUGUAUUAUAAAAAUGGUUAAAAGAUUGCAUGA